Aedes albopictus (Asian tiger mosquito) is the source of this 4075-nucleotide messenger RNA. RefSeq names its product ras-related protein Rap-2a (gene Rap2l). Gene Ontology annotation, cellular component: plasma membrane. NCBI's taxonomy places the organism in Eukaryota, Metazoa, Arthropoda, Insecta, Diptera, Culicidae. The record is from RefSeq and is a predicted model, not a curated record. The transcript has 6 exons. Bases 1462 to 2010 code for a protein of 182 amino acids. Gene Ontology annotation, biological process: negative regulation of cell migration; Rap protein signal transduction. Gene Ontology annotation, molecular function: GTPase activity; GDP binding; GTP binding.
UUGUUAGUGCGAGUUUUACCGUCGUCGGUGCUGUUUGUUGUGCAGGCAGUGUUUUGCGCGGUCUGGAUAUUACCGUCAUCCAUCCCCGGACUUUUCUCAUUUGGCGUUUCGAAACAGGAGCUUUUUCGUUGGUUUUUUAUGCUGGGUGCGCGGGUUGUGUGCGUUUUUCGCUGUCGCAAUUUUCGAGAAUACAGAUUUCGGUGCAUAUCAAGCAAGUGCGUUUGCUCUGAGGGAAAAAUUGGAAGUGAAAAGAAGGUGUUCUUCUGGUGGGCCCAGUCAGUGGUGAGUGGUGAGCAACGAGUGGCAAUGUGGAAGACGAAGAAGACGACGACGGAGAAGAAGCAGUGAAUGAAGAUUGUUGGUUAGGAUUUCGGAACGAAUUUGGUUCCUUUGUUUUGGUUUCGGGUGAGAGUGACCAUUUUGAUGGAGUUGGAGUCUUUGGAUGGUUUUCUGUUGGUGAUUUGAGCUUCGAAAUCAGUGAAUGAAAAGCGGCUAUUGCCCCAGUGAUUGAUUGCGAGAGAGAGAAUUUGAGACGAUUCCUGGAAAGGUAUCGAGCAGAAGAAAAGUUACAUGAACCGACGAGACAAGGGAAUCCUUACCGCCCCGUAUACGCGUACAGCCCGGAGAGCAAGAGCCUGAGAUUACAUUGCAUCAAGCUUCAAGGUUCGAAGGAGGAAAGAGACAGCCGUGCACGCAUCCUUAUGCCAGAACGCUUCCCAUUCCUAAUUUGAACGUCUGAAAAGCACUGGACGAAACCAAAUCGCCUCAACAUCACCAUCUCCAUAUCAAAGCCGCCAUCCAAACCGAACCAACAAACGAGAUCACCCUCACCGAAAUUGGAUCUCCGUUUCCGUGGCGGCAACUCCUCAGCUCAGUAGCAAGAGACUGCCCGACGACGACGACGAACAUCCGUGUCGUAAACGCACAAUGACCGAAGACUGAUUAGGACUGAAGCCGUCGCCACGCAAUCAGAAUUAAUGAUCGCUAUCUCCUGCCCUGGAUGUGGUAAAACAAAGGCCGAAAUUCCACCGUCGUCAGCUGAAAUAUAUAUUAGCAAAAGGGGUGCCGUCGCUCCGUCAGUGUUUGUGUUUCAAUGUGGUGAAAAAGUUCAGAAAAGCAUAGAAGAGUGGAAAGUUUACUGAAAAAUUUCGCUUCCACCGCCCUCUACCUAAGAGCAGUGUGAUUCAUCGUCAUCAUCGCCGUUCCGAGAAGCAGUGAGUGCGAAUAGUGAGUGAGCGUGUUUUGUUGUGAUUAUCAAUAUCGGGUUUAAUAAUCCGAGGUCUGAGCGAGUUGUGCUCACAGUUGAGUGAGCAGAGUGCUUCUUUCGAUCAGAAACAAACACACACACCCCUGGCUGGUGUUGGUGUGCGGUGCUGUUGUUUAUCGGUUCACGGCUCACAGCCCUGCGCGCGGCACUUGAAGCAGCGGCUAGCAACGUAGUAACGGAGGAACGGCCACAAAAUGCGCGAAUUCAAGGUCGUUGUACUGGGCUCCGGUGGAGUUGGUAAAUCGGCCCUCACCGUGCAGUUCGUGUCCGGUUGCUUCAUCGAAAAGUACGACCCCACGAUCGAGGAUUUCUACCGGAAAGAAAUUGAGGUUGACAGCUCACCCUGCGUACUGGAAAUUCUGGACACUGCCGGCACAGAACAGUUUGCGUCGAUGCGGGAUCUGUACAUAAAAAAUGGCCACGGUUUCAUCGUCAUGUACUCGCUAACGAACCACCAGACAUUUCAGGAUAUCUCCAGUAUGCGAAAUGUGAUCAGUCGUGUGAAAGGCAGCCAGCCAGCACCCAUCCUCCUAGUCGCCAACAAAUUAGACUUAGAUUGCCAAAGAGAAGUUUCGACAGCCGAAGGAAGCGCCCUCGCCGAGCUGUGGGACUGCCCGUUCAUCGAAGCCUCCGCCAAGGACCGAAUCAACGUGAACGAAGUGUUCGCCACCGUCGUCCGGGAGAUGAACAUGACCUCCGAGAAACGCCAGAAGAAGAGUUACUGUUGUUGUACAUUAUUAUAGAAGUGGCAUUAAAGGCGUAAUUUUAAACCAAAACCUCCUUCCCUUACGAUCCCACUCCCCUUCCAUUUUCCAUCGUCCCCUUCCAACCCACGUAUACGUGGUUAAUGUAUCGUCGUUCCUCGUUGAUAUUGAUCCCCGAGUCCCCGGCUCUCCCACGGGAGCCUCCUUUUGAAAACCCCACGCCCCCCCUUAAUCUUUAAUUCGUAUAUAAAUAAUAAUUAAUUGUAAUUGUAAUGGUAAAUCAAUUUUUGCGGAAACCAGAUGGGCCAUUGGACGGGAUCGAUCCAUUUAUCAGCGAGUGUGGAUUCACGUGACGUGCGUUUCUUAUUUUGUGAGUGUAGGAAAGUCAGGCCCUAGAGCCGCAGCAAAGAAGCAACACUGAAUCCUGGUAGAAGAAGAAAAACACAAAAAAACUGGAAAUUAUAUACAUAUUAAAUGUAGUAACGAUAAUAAUUAAUGGUAACUUAAAAAAACUGUGUACACCGAAUGGGAAGUAAUGGCAUGGCAACACUGCAAGCAAGAGCGAAUGAGACGAAGGGAAAGAGAGAGAUAAAUUUGUGCGAAUGAGAAACCAAAACAGUAGGAUGUGAAAGGGACGGUGCGUUUGAAGUUGUGUUUUUUACUAAGAUGGAUGUACAAUAAAUUUAAAGAAACGAAAACAAAAAAGGCAAAAGGAAAUUGGAAGAGCAACUGGCAAGGAUUGAAGGAUUGGGAAGAAUAUGAGGAAAAGGAAGAAGGAUCAAGAAAGUGAAACAGAAAGUAGCCGCGCCUAUCUGUGUAUGUAAAUCUAACGUUUUUUUCCGAGGUUAAGCCAACAAAUCUGUCUAGAGUAUAUUUUUAGCAAAGGGGAAACAGUGAGUAAGAAAACGAGAGAAAGAGAAGUGGAGAGAAGGUGGCAAAAACCCGUGCACGCGCAGUUGAAGAGCGCAAUCAGAACAGGAAAAUACUGAUUUUUCCAAUUAGUCAGAAUCAAUUCUUCUUUCGUUUUUUGGGUAAAAAUUGAGAGAUAGACUUGGUCGGUUGAUGUAGUGAUUAUUAUUUAGGAGUAGGAAUGCUGUGCUCCCUGGACGUGGUGCUGUGGUAUGUUUUGCUAUCUGACACAAAUUUGAGGGUUAUAUUACGGUUUUAAAGCAGGUUUCAAGUUCAUGUCACGGUCUGUAAAGUUGUAACAAAACUGAUGUGAGUUAAGCACCCUUAGGCAUAAACUACUCAAUAGAGUUUGGCUUGGAAAGAUAUAACCUCAAUUUUCUCCCUGUGGUAGAAAAAACAGCAACGAAUGGGAAUCAAAACUAACCAACGGACACUGUCAAAGCUCAUGUGGGAGGGAAGAGCAUGGGACGAUCUAGAAUGAACCGAACGAUUAUUCGUGACAUCAUCUUGCAAAAUGUAAUACCGUCUUACCCCGCUGGUUCGACACGUUUUAAUACGACACUUUUUAAUUCGUACCCCGCUUAUUCGACACAUGUCGAAUUAAAAAGUGUUCAAAUGUCACAGAGAUGUACACUAUAAAUGAAAAACAGUUUGAUAUUGUGCUUAUACUUGCACCCGCAGCAGCUCCUUUUGCAGCCGCUGCUUCCGGAAGUUCUGAGUUGGUGCUAUUCGACACCCAAACCGCCGGAGACCGCCGGAAUGAACUGAGGAAGGCAGCAAUUGUAGAAAGAACAAGCUUUCCAUUCGCACCACAGCAAUAUCUGUUGAAAUUUUGGUUCAUAACAAAUCCGGAAAUCAAAACAAAAACAUAAAUAGAGUUGCCAAAUUUCAAUGAGCAACAUGGUGUAGGGUGACCAGUUUGUCGAAUUAAAAGUUUACCUCGGUUAUUCGACAACAGUCGGUGUCGAAUUAGCGGGGUAAUACGGUAAAUAUAAACUUCUUAAUAACAGUGAACUUAUCCUCCAUUCAUUCGAUCUUUGGUGUGAGUUCUCUUCAUUGUUACAUAAACUUAAAUGUUGAAACAAGCUUAUAUUAUUCUGCUUCUGCAAUGAACCAACUGGUUCAUUUGUGUAGGGUUUGUGAAUUUUUGGUAUAAUGUAUUCAUUUUGAAUAUAUUUAUGUAUUUUUUUUUUAA